AUGGCUGCUGUUGCUGUUGCCCCUGCUGCUGUUGUUGUCGUCAACGUGGACACUACCUUAGACAUCACCUUCGCCCGCAUCAUCAUCUUGGCCCACUUCAUCACGGAAUCGUACCUCCUGUACCGAGAGGAAACCCGACUACACAGUCACGACAAACCGCUGCCCAGCAGAACGAUCGUCGGGAACAGAAAAACACUGAACCCGCCAAGAAGGAAAAACGGACCAUUAAGACACAACAGUAGAAUUGUUUUAAGAUCAAAUAAGACUGUGCUGGUGGAAAGAGAUACCUUCAUAUUCUCAGUUACGGUGUUCUCUGAAUUUGCCGCCAUGAAUUGUGGGAUAGUAGUCUUUGCUUUGAUCUUUGCAGUGUUUGUGUUUGCGUCGACAAACGCCUGCUGUUGCUGCAAUCCAUGCUGUUGCUGUCGUUGUCAUGAAAACUAUCUGAGGAAUCAGUAUCAUGGCCAUCAGCCUUGUGACAUGUCACACCACGGUGAACAUAAUUACAGUGGAUCGCAUCACGGUGAACACAACCAUCAUGGCGAACACCAGCAUGACGAACAUCGACAUGGCGAACAUCACCAUGGCGAACACAAUCAAGGAACAGCCCGCCAGGUGCAAACCGAAGCUGUAAGACAUGUUGUAGCGGUUCCCAGAGGUCACGUAUCGUCCGAACCACACCAGACACUAUCUCCACAGUCGUACCGCCGCCACCAGCAGGACUACGAAUACGUCAGACGAGGAAGACCAACUGCAGCGGCACCACAGACAUACCGCCGUGAACCGCAGGAUUACGCAGCAGUGAACCAUGAAAACCACGGGAAAACAGCACAGCACGCACCACAACCUUAUCGCCACCAUUACCAGGGUCACAGAAUUGUCAAGAAAGAUUUAGUUUAAUUUGACAUAUUCAGAAAUAAAAUUAGUAUAUACAUGCUAUGGUAA
Messenger RNA from Gigantopelta aegis, 942 nucleotides. Its product is annotated as histidine-rich protein PFHRP-II-like. The coding region runs from base 1 to 897 and encodes 298 amino acids. The record is from RefSeq and is a predicted model, not a curated record. The transcript is spliced from 5 exons. Lineage: Eukaryota; Metazoa; Mollusca; Gastropoda; Neomphalida; Peltospiridae.